Molecule: messenger RNA, 936 nt
Organism: Desarmillaria tabescens
Lineage: Eukaryota; Fungi; Basidiomycota; Agaricomycetes; Agaricales; Physalacriaceae
Exons: 10
Coding region: 1-936 (311 amino acids)
Source: RefSeq, a predicted model, not a curated record
AUGUACAAAUGGAUCUUCAUAGAAAUAAGCAAAGCUGUUGGUGUUCCAGCGAGACCAGUUACCGACUUGCAGCAAGGCGAUGUAUGUCGGCAUGUGGAUGUGGGCGAGCGAGUUGGUAUGGUAUGGCAUGAGCAUGAGCAUAGAGAUGGAGAACGCAGCGUAGGAGUGAUGGUGGUGAUGGCUGCAUCCACCAUAUUCCAUCCGUUGUGUACUUUCAUGGAUAGGACACCACAAGAAGUAAAGAAUAAAAUAAUUGCUUACACUUGCAACAAUGUGGUAGAUGCACAUAACUGUGCCCUGGUGGACAAGUCAUUUCUCUGGCAAGCUCGUGAAUAUCUUUUUGGUGUCGUAGACAUUGCGGGAAGUCACAGAAACUUUAUACCUCAAACAGCACUCCUCAUUGACAUAGCAGCUCACAAGCUCCACCAACUCCCAAAUGUUCUAUAUCAUAUCCGCGCUGUUACCUUCCAUGGCAUUUCACUUGAUGAUCGUAAUACCUUUCUUCUUUAUAUUAUCACCAGUAUUAGCGAUCUUACAAAAGCUAGAGCUUCGGGUAGCAUACUCUCUGAAACUAGGUUUUUGUCAUGUCUAGAUACAAAGUCACAACUGUCCACUGAAGCAGAGCUCAGUUUCGAAGGCCUUAAUCAUUUAACCAACCUUUCCUUCUCUGGUGCAAUGUCUGCCUUGCAGUUCCUGCAUCGUUCAAUAGAUACAUUGACUCAGUCCAACCUUGACCGAUAUUCGGCUUCGACGCAAUAUUUCGUCGUUGUUUCGUCUGUUCCUACUGGGACCUUGGAAAAGCUAGAUGAAUCUCUGUUGCUACAACGUGCACAUGCCAUUGGAGAUGUGGAUAGGGAUAGUUUCAAGGAAGAUACAUUUCCGAAAUUCCAUACAUGUGGUUCAGAAAAAGUUUAUUUUCGAGUUCUCAGGUCGUGA